Messenger RNA from Aricia agestis (brown argus), 1444 nucleotides. Its product is annotated as putative phosphatidate phosphatase. Gene Ontology annotation, molecular function: phosphatidate phosphatase activity. The transcript is spliced from 8 exons. The coding region runs from base 1 to 882 and encodes 293 amino acids. Lineage: Eukaryota; Metazoa; Arthropoda; Insecta; Lepidoptera; Lycaenidae. Gene Ontology annotation, biological process: phospholipid metabolic process; phospholipid dephosphorylation; signal transduction. The record is from RefSeq and is a predicted model, not a curated record.
AUGGAUGACCGACACGACUGGCGAGAGAUCAGGCACAAGACCGGCCGACAAGACAAGAGCGGCAUGCACAUCAUACGAAUUUUGUUUCUCGUUGGUUUCCUAAUCCUGGUCUUUUACCUGUGGGGCGCGCCGUACGAGCGAGGGUUCUUCUGCGACGAUGAAUCACUCAAGCACCCGUACAAGGACUCGACAGUUACCAACAUUAUGCUGUACAUCGUGGGCUUGGGACUGCCGGUUGUCACGAUGUGCCUAACAGAAUGGAUCCGUCUCCGGGACUACAAGGGGCGGUCCCGGGUGAUCCUGGGGAAGGAGAUCCCACCGUGGGUGUGGGAGGUGUACCGCGCGGUCGGCGUGUUCCUGUUCGGGUGCGCGUGCCAGCAGCUAACUACAGACAUCGCAAAGUACACCGUGGGACGGCUGCGACCACACUUCUUUGAUGUGUGCCGCCCCGACAUAGACUGCACGCUACCAGAGAACAGGUGGCGCUACAUCGAACAGUUUACCUGCCUGGGCCAGAACCCCAAGCUUAUGAAGGAGAUGAGGCUCUCCUUCCCAAGCGGACAUAGCUCGUUCUCGGCGUAUACUAUGUUCUAUUUUUCGAUUUAUCUUCAAAAGCGGUUCCUCUGGCGGGGCUCGAAGCUCCUCCGCCAUGGCAUCCAGUUCCUGCUGAUCAUGCUUGCCUGGUACACGGUGAUGACGCGCGUCUCCGACUACAAGCACCACUGGAGCGACGUGCUCGCCGGGUUCAGCAUCGGCCUGCUGUAUGCUAUUGUCGUGUACGCCUUCGUCUCCGACCUCCGCAAGUCCGGCCGUCGUGCCACCAUCAACCACGACAGCGAGCUCACCACCAACGGCACCCGAGCCGCAGGGUGGUCCGUCUGACAGGAGGACCAAGACGACACCAGCGAGCCUUGACCCCCGCGUGUCUCGUGGAUCUCGCAUGAGUAUAUGAACCUGUAGAGGUCAGGUUAGAUUGGAUUUAAUAUGAUUAUGCCCUUUGGUUGAAAUGUAUAUAAAAUUACUGUAAGGCCGGCUAUAGACGGACCGCAUCUUGCAGUCGGUCUCAACUACAAGAUAUGGUUGCAAUACGGCGAUCAGCAGUUUCCAUACUAAAUUCAUAUCCGUAAUAGACAGACCGCUCGAGCAGUUCUUGAGCGGUCGGAGUAGUCGCUCUGCGGUCGAGUUUCGCCGUGCGGUCGAACAACAAAGGUAUGUGUGGUCGACAGCAUGAUGCGAUCGUGUUGCAGUCGUGUACAACUUCAACGCGACCGCUCUAGACCAGUUGGUCCCGACUGCAACUUCCGGUCCAUCGGCCGGCCUAAAGGUCAGGUUAAAUUGUUCUUAGUAAAACCUCUUUGGUCGUAUAAUUUUAACAACUACAAAAUAAAUGUAAACCUUUAACUAGGAAUUUAUUGAAGAAAUUUUAAUUUUAAUUGACACGAAA